This is a messenger RNA of Macrobrachium nipponense, 1742 nucleotides long. RefSeq lists its product as uncharacterized. Lineage: Eukaryota; Metazoa; Arthropoda; Malacostraca; Decapoda; Palaemonidae. The transcript is spliced from 7 exons. Gene Ontology annotation, cellular component: peroxisome. The coding region runs from base 24 to 1742 and encodes 572 amino acids. The record is from RefSeq and is a predicted model, not a curated record.
CUGAUCUUCGAGCAUUACCCAAGAUGUUGCGGGAAAGGCAGCGUCCUCCUACCUCUAGUCCUUCGCCAUUUUCCAACACCUACAUCAGUGACAAUUGUGACCCUCCCAAAUGGAGAUGCUUCCUGAAGGGUGUGUCUCAUAAUCACCUCAUGAUCACACUCAUUCCAGCCUCAUACCAUGACUUGAAGUCUUUGUUAGUCAAACGUGCCAAUUUAUCUGAUGGAGAGAAUUUGGCAGUCAAAGUCAUCCCUGACUCAGAGAACACUCUUGAUCUUGACACUGAAACCAACACAACUGAUCAGCCCAUUGGAGGGCCCAUGUCAGAACAGCAGGUUUCUUUUGAGAGCAGCACAUCAUCUUUAACCCACCUCACAUCACCUAGUCUUCCCCCUCCAACUCCAACCAAUAGCAAGUCAAAUGGUCCUGCAGUUGAGGAAACAGAUGGCCUUCCACCUAGGAUGCGUUAUAGGUCAGGGCCAGUAGUAACAACACAGUCUCAACCAACCCAUCCAGUUUUUUCUGAUUCAGUCUUGAGGGAAAGGGCCAGUUCCUUUCAUGUCAACAGAGAACGAUGUAGUUCCUUUGGCCAGGGAUCUUUAGCUCCUGAACGCAGUAGGACUGGAUCAGUGGACUCCCCCACUAAGGAUCCUCAUAGUGACCUGACCGUCACCGAGUCGCCCAAAGAUCCCGUUAAGAGACGCUACGUAUCGAUGCCUUCCAAAUCGCUGCCAGGAUUCAGUGAUCCUUCUGUGAAGAGUAUGUCCAGUGAAGCCCUCAGAAACGAUGAUGGGUGUGUCCCUCUUCACUUGAGGAAUACUGGAGCAGAAGUGGAAUCUGUUGGAAGAGGGCCAAGUACUGAAGAGAGCCAGAGUGCAGUCCCUCCUUCUCCCUGCCACAAGUUUCUGUUUGGGGCUGUUACUCUGCCAAUCUAUGUUUAUGACUGCAAGCUCAACAGCAUUAUUACUCAACUGGUGAACAGGGAAGAGAGGUCAUAUGUUGUUGGGAAAGACAUUUUUAUGGAUUCAACCUUUAAACUUGAGCAUGAUCUUAUAGAGGACACUGUUCCUCUAAAAGAUGAAGAGUUACCAUCUUUGAGUGGCAUUCAGGAUGACAACAAACUCCCCAGUCCAGAACCUCGGUCUGAGGAAUCAGAUGUUGGAGUCGAUUCUAGUUUUCCGCGAACUCACGUUGGGGCCGUUGAAGUGUGUCAUCUUCGUAGCUUUGUGUUGGGUGUAUUUCAGUCAUUGCAAAAAGAACUGAUGAUCCACAAACAGGAUAUGGAGGCUGCAUUAAACCAUUGCCAUGAAGCUGUUAUGGAAAUUGAAAUAUCUCAUUUCCUUCAGACAAUAUGCGGGCAUCUUCGAGACUUCAGACUAAGAAGUAACAUCGAGCAAUUGCAUCAUUCCCAUUCUGCUACUCCCAAGCCUCAAGAUGGUGGGGAGGAGGAUGUGAAUGGCAGAGAAAAGGCUACUGAUCGGGUUGAUGACGAGGUCCCUAGCAGACCGAAGCCAGUUCCAAGCACAAGAUUUCCGUUGUCACUCCUGAAGCAACAUCUGCCUUGCAGAGACCUCCAGCAGUUGCAUUCUAUGAUCAAGGAGAGAUUUUCUGGGAUUCUUCAAGGUUCCUUUAGGCCAGUGCCAUCUCUUCCAGAAUACUACUUCUUUUCCCCUCAGUCUCUUCACCGUUCAAACGAGAUUUUUAAUGAUCUUUUGGAGGAUGAAAAGAAAUUAGCUACUGAAUAG